This is a messenger RNA of Laetiporus sulphureus 93-53, 2978 nucleotides long. RefSeq lists its product as uncharacterized. The transcript is spliced from 5 exons. Lineage: Eukaryota; Fungi; Basidiomycota; Agaricomycetes; Polyporales; Laetiporaceae. The record is from RefSeq and is a predicted model, not a curated record. Bases 312 to 2702 code for a protein of 796 amino acids.
CGUUUUUCUACGUGCGCCACUGCGAAUUCACCCGACGAGUCACUAUUGCCCGAUUCCGACUCGCAACGCGUCCACCUUGAGAUUCCUGAACCCUCUUCCGAGGCGAAUUGUCACUGACUUAACCAUUUUGGGUGUGAAACAUUGUCCAGUCAUUGCCGAGUGGCUCUGACGGCGAACACGUUCCCUUUGAAGAUCGAGCGUACCUGCGGCUAUAAAGGCAAAGGUCGAGGAAGCAAGGUACUAGCGACCGCAAUUUCUCUGCGACUCAGUCUGAGCCCAUCGACAAGAUACGUGCGCGCCACAAUCUUGACAUGCAAGGAAAAUACCACUACCUGUGCGAGAGCGACGAUCAGUUCCUCGAAACCUUCUUUCCUGCCAAGAAUUUCGAUCCUACGAUCACGAACAAGAGUUUCGCCGAAGAUACGUUCAAGUCUGUACGAACUCUCGACGAUCACAAGCCUGGGAGCCGACCCAUCCCUCUGGAAGAUGCCAUGUAUCGGGACUUUAAAAAGUGUGCAGAGGACGUCGAUAUGAUUCCUCAGGGCUACAAAUUUGCGAUCACGGCGGACAGGCCAGGGCCUGAAGAUCCUUCCAAGCAGAAGGUGGACGUUGCAUUCUUCCACCAAAGUGAUUUCGAGGGGGAGAUCCCUGACCAUGGUCUGCCUCAUUGGUCGAAGAUGAGAAUGUUCAUUGAGUUCAAGAGGUCCAAUCUCUCUGAUCCAUUCGGUGGCCUGAAGGAAGAAGCUAUGACCGGGGUUAGGGCGUCUGUACGUGCGCAGGUGGUUUCAUACGCAGAAAACGUCUUCAAUUUCCAGCAACGCACUCGAGUCUACUCCAUUAUCAUCUUCGGCAACUAUUUGCGUAUCCUGAUGUUCGACAAAGCCGGCUGCGUCGUGAGCGCGCGCAUCUCAUACAAGAAGAAUCCCACCAUCAUCGGCCAGUUUUUACUCCGCUUCUGCGAUUCGAACAAGAGGCAACAAGGCAUUGACACGACUGCAUUGCGUAUCCCUGAAGGUUCGCUUGAAUAUGCUCUCAUGGACAAGGCUCCCGAGUCUGUCACGCUGGAAGAGGACUUUGAGUUCAUCAAACGCUCAUACAAGGAGUCAUUGGACAAGAAGUGGCCCAGAUGGAAGCUCGUUGUUGAGGGGGAUGAUUAUCUGGUCGGGAAGCCUCGCGUCAAGGCAGCAGGAGUCGUUGGCCGUGGGACGCGUAGCUAUACUGCGUACCACGUCAAAGACAAGGCAUUCUGCUGGCUUAAAGAUGCAUGGCGUGUUGAGCUUCCCGGAAUCGACAAAGAAGGUGACGUCCUGUUGGAUCUCCACCGUGCAGGUGUCGAAUUCGUGCCGACCCUACUCUGCCAUGGUGACGUCGAGGAUGAAGGCGGAGUCCAGCGUACGGUCAGCCAGGACUAUCCGAAGACGGCGAAAGAGAAGAAUGCAUCUGAAGAAACUACCUCCCAAGGUGCCAAGGCCGAUGGGCCAUCGUCUAGCAAAAGCGAUGAGCCAGCUCCAACCCAGCCGGACACCAUUAUUCCAGAUAGGAGGUUCACACACUACCGGAUGGUCGUACGCGAGGUUGGAAUGCCACUGGAAGACUUCGAGAAUUGUCGAGAGUUGGUUGAGCUCGUCGCAGAUGGCGUUGAGGCUCAUGGACAAGCUUGUAACAAGGCAGGUUACCUCCACCGCGAUGUUUCUGGUGGCAACAUGGUCAUCGUUCCUCUCAAAGCGAAGGGGGACACCGAGCGCAAGCGGCAUGGCCUUCUUAUCGAUUGGGAAUUUGCGAAGCGCCUCAAAGCCAUCGAGGAUGGUGGCGCAGUCCAGAACGACAUGCCCCGGCAGACAGAACGAACUGGUACGUGGCAGUUCCAGUCGGCGAGGAUCCUCAACAAUCCCCGUUCCCCUGUCGAGAUUCAAGAUGAACUAGAAUCGUUCUUCUACAUCAUCCUCUAUAACGGCAUUCGUUACACGACACAUAAUUGUCCGGAUGUGCCGAGUUUUCUAUAUCAAUUCUUUGACGUGGCUCCCGUCUACGACAAGCAAUACUCUUCCCCGGCCUGGAAAAAAAUGGCCAUGGCAACCGGUGUCAUCCAAGUGAAGCAAAAUGGCGAACAGCUGCGCUUCUUCCCUCGGGCGGUGGAUUCUGAUUCUCCAACGCCGUCUGCAGAUCUCAACGUGUUAUGCAUCGAGCAUCCUCUCAAUGCAACCGUCGCGGUGCUUCUAUCGUGGUUUUAUGCUUUGUACUGGCUGCGCAUCCCGGUCACCACUUCCACAGGUGUGAAAGGCGAUGAUGACAUCGAGGCUAAACGCAAGAGAUUAUUGGCUCAGCUGACACUCGAAGAUCGUACCGCGACGGCCGAGAAAUUAGCUUCGCAUCAGCCAAUGAUACGACUCCUCCGGGGACAGGCCGAGUCGGAGAAGUGGCCCAUGGUGGACAAGAUCGGCGACCUUUUGCCGAAGAAUUGGAAUCCAGAGAAGGCCGCGGCGCACGUGGAGAGUGCUUCCUACCCCAGUGGAAGUGGCCGGAAGCGUGACGGCGAUGCGAUGCAAUUGGACCCGCGACCCGAGGCUAGCAAGCGUCUGCGAAUGGAGGCGGAGACUGGAUCGGACUCUGACCGCGUCCCUGAUUCUCCUACUCCUGCUCCGCGUUACACUCUGCGCUCCUCCCUCGGUUCCAACUCCAAGGGCAAGGGCAGAGCGCGGUAAAUCAACCACCAUUCACACUGCACGUACAUCGCUCUUCGCAAUGGCCGGUGGAGACUUAGGACGGUUGCAGUCUGCUUCGAUCGAGUCUUUCAUUCCUAUCUCUGUCUGAUGCACAUGCACCAUCGAGCUACGUACAUUAACUGAACCUCCCGAUACUCAAUCGAUUGUUUGCGGAUUAUGAUAACACGGAAUCGGAACGCAUGUACACUACCAUUACUAAGCUUGUGCUCGAUGUCAUUUAGUUUAAGGUUAGCAAUUCGAAUCAUGGUACCGGCC